This is a messenger RNA of Neurospora hispaniola, 339 nucleotides long. Its product is annotated as PHF5-like protein. Gene Ontology annotation, biological process: mRNA splicing, via spliceosome. The transcript has 3 exons. Gene Ontology annotation, cellular component: catalytic step 2 spliceosome; precatalytic spliceosome; U2 snRNP. Lineage: Eukaryota; Fungi; Ascomycota; Sordariomycetes; Sordariales; Sordariaceae. The record is from RefSeq and is a predicted model, not a curated record. The coding region runs from base 1 to 339 and encodes 112 amino acids.
AUGUCUCGCCAUCAUCCUGACCUAGUAAUGUGCCGCAAACAAUCCGGCAUCGCCAUCGGCCGUCUCUGCGACAAGUGCGAUGGCAAGUGCCCCGUGUGCGACUCGUACGUGCGGCCGACGACACUGGUGCGCAUCUGCGACGAGUGCUCGUUCGGCAACUACCAGAACAAAUGCGUGGUGUGCGGCGGCGAGGGCAUCUCGGACGCGUUCUACUGCUUCGAGUGCACCAGACUCGAAAAGGACAGGGAUGGGUGUCCCAAGAUUAUAAACCUGGGUAGUUCCAGGACGGAUAGAUGCCCGGGCAUGGGCUUGUGUGGGAAGAUUGUUUGGGGUGGUUAA